Elephantulus edwardii (Cape elephant shrew) is the source of this 1274-nucleotide messenger RNA. RefSeq names its product CWC25 spliceosome-associated protein homolog (S. cerevisiae) (gene CWC25). Gene Ontology annotation, biological process: mRNA splicing, via spliceosome. The transcript is spliced from 10 exons. The coding region runs from base 15 to 1274 and encodes 419 amino acids. Lineage: Eukaryota; Metazoa; Chordata; Mammalia; Macroscelidea; Macroscelididae. Gene Ontology annotation, cellular component: U2-type spliceosomal complex. The record is from RefSeq and is a predicted model, not a curated record.
ACGUCUCCGCUGUCAUGGGGGGUGGAGACCUGAAUCUGAAGAAAAGCUGGCACCCACAGACCCUCCGUAAUGUGGAGAAAGUGUGGAAGGCUGAACAGAAGCAUGAGGCGGAGCGGAAGAAGAUUGAGGAGCUUCAGCGGGAGCUGCGAGAGGAGAGAGCUCGGGAAGAGAUGCAGCGCUACGCAGAGGAUGUUGGAGCUGUCAAGAAAAAAGAAGAAAAACUGGACUGGAUGUACCAGGGUCCUGGUGGAAUGGUGAACCGUGAUGAGUACUUGCUGGGGCGCCCCAUUGACAAAUAUGUCUUUGAGAAGAUGGAAGAGAAGGAGGCAGGUUGUUCUUCUGAGACUGGGCUUCUCCCAGGUUCUAUUUUUGCCCCAUCUGGUGCCAAUUCUCUUCUUGACAUGGCCAGCAAAAUCCGAGAGGACCCGCUCUUCAUUAUCAGGAAGAAGGAAGAAGAGAAAAAAAGAGAAGUACUGAAUAAUCCUGUGAAAAUGAAGAAAAUCAAAGAAUUGUUGCAAAUGAGCCUGGAAAAAAAGGAGAAGAAGAAAAAGAAGGAGAAGAAGAAGAAGCACAAGAAGCACAAGCACCGGAGCUCUAGCAGUGAGCAGUCCAGCAGCGAGGACGAACGCGGCCGGGUGAGAUCACAAAAGAAGAUGGCCAAUUCUGCUCCUGUUUUGUCCAAAGCUGCUGGAUAUGGUUUACAGAUCAGAGACUCUAGCUAUAGCCAGAGACUGCAUGGCCCUCUUCUGGCGGAGGCAAAGGGAACGCAUGGAUUGAAGAACCACUCCAGGUCCAGAAGCUCCUCCCACUCACCCCCCAGGCAUGUCAACAAGAAGAGCAGCACCAGGGAGGCAGGGUCCCGGGACAGGAGGUCUAGGUCCCCAAGGCCCAACAAACUACACAACUCUAAGGGAAAUAGGAGAGAGAAGGAACGAAGUAAGAGCCCAUCACCUAAAAAAGAGGUCUACCAAAGGCGGCACACUUCUGGCUACACCAGAAAACUCUCAGCAGAGGAACUAGAAAGAAAACGGCAAGAGAUGAUGGAAAACGCCAAAUGGCGGGAGGAAGAGAGGCUGAACAUCCUUAAGAGGCAUGAGAAGGACGAAGAACGGGAGAAGAGGCUGGAGAAGCUGGACUCCCGGGAUGGAAAGUUUAUCCACCGCAUGAAGCUGGAGAGUGCAUCUACUUCCUCCUUGGAGGAUCGGGUGAAGCGGAAUAUCUACUCUCUACAGAGAACUUCAGUAGCCCUGGAGAAGAACUUUAUGAAAAGAUGA